CUGUGCGCUAGGCUGUGCAGCGGCUGAGUGAUUAUAUCGAUUGCUCAGCUGACGGUUGGCGGGCGCCGCGCCGCCAUGUUACUGUCUGGCCUGUUCCGCACUGCUUUCUCACACUCGGUGAGACAGAUACGUUAUGUACAAAGGACAGCUCAAUGUGCAGGAGGAAGUGGUGCAGCCUCAUUUGUGCAUAGGGAUACACCUGAUAACAAUCCAGAUACACCAUUUGAUUUCACACCAGAAAAUUAUAAGCGGCUAGAUGUUAUUCUCAGUAGUUAUCCAGAAGGACAUAAAUCAGCUGCUGUAAUCCCAGUGCUAGAUCUGGCUCAGAGACAACAUGGUUGGUUACCUAUCUCUGCCAUGAAUAAGAGUCUUCAUAGGAGUUGUGAUGGCAGAUCUUUUCAGGUUGGCGAGCUUCUGAAUAUGCCUACUAUGAGGGUAUAUGAAGUAGCAACAUUUUACACUAUGUUUAAUCGCAAGCCAAUGGGAAAGUUCCACAUUCAGAUCUGCACAACCACACCAUGCAUGCUUCGAGACUCUGACAGCAUUGUAGCAUGCAUCACGAAAAAGCUUGGAAUCUCGAUUGGAGAAACUACGCCUGACAAGUUUUUCACCGUCACAGAAGUGGAGUGCCUGGGUGCCUGUGUCAAUGCACCAAUGGUGCAAAUUAAUGACAACUAUUAUGAAGAUUUAACGACGAAAGAUAUGGAGGAAAUAAUUGAUGAAUUAAAAGCUGGCAAGAUUCCCAAACCUGGCCCAAGGAGUGGACGUUUUUCUUGUGAGCCUGCUGAAGGUUUAACUUCACUACUAGAACCACCGAAGGGACCGGGUUUUGGAAUUCAGCCAGACCUUUAACCAGCUUGUUCUGUCUACAUUAUCAAUUAUAUCUUGAAAUUAUGAAGUUAUCUGUGUACACAAGGUAUAAAUGUAUAUAAAAAUGUUCAUACCACCUUAAA
Molecule: messenger RNA, 953 nt
Organism: Carcharodon carcharias (great white shark)
Lineage: Eukaryota; Metazoa; Chordata; Chondrichthyes; Lamniformes; Lamnidae
Gene: ndufv2
Product: NADH:ubiquinone oxidoreductase core subunit V2
Exons: 9
Coding region: 76-852 (258 amino acids)
Biological process (GO): mitochondrial electron transport, NADH to ubiquinone
Molecular function (GO): NADH dehydrogenase activity
Source: RefSeq, a predicted model, not a curated record